Molecule: messenger RNA, 1499 nt
Organism: Ceratotherium simum simum (southern white rhinoceros)
Lineage: Eukaryota; Metazoa; Chordata; Mammalia; Perissodactyla; Rhinocerotidae
Gene: CIAO3
Product: cytosolic iron-sulfur assembly component 3
Source: RefSeq, a predicted model, not a curated record
CGACCCCUGCGCGUGGCGGCCGGCGGCAGUGUGGCCGCCAUGGCGUCGCCCUUCAGCGGGGCGCUGCAGCUGACGGACCUGGAUGACUUCAUCGGGCCGUCUCAGGACUGUAUCAAGCCUGUGAAGGUGGAUAAGAGGCUGGGAAGUGGCCUGGCAAAGAUCCAUAUCGAAGAUGACGGGAGUUACUUCCAAGUCAGUCAGGACGGAGGGACGCGGAAGCUGGAGAAGGCCAAGAUUUCACUAGACGACUGCCUGGCAUGCAGUGGCUGUGUCACCUCAGCAGAGACCGUGCUCAUCACUCAGCAGAGCCAUGAGGAGCUGCGGAAAGUUCUAGAUGCCAAUAAGAUGGCGGUGCCCGGUCAGCAGAGGCUGGUUGUCAUUUCGGUCUCUCCCCAGUCCAGAGCAUCGCUGGCAGCGAGAUUUCAGCUGAAUCCAACAGACACCGCCAGGAAAUUAACUGCAUUCUUUAAAAAACUAGGGGCGCACUAUGUGUUCGACACUGCCUUCUCGAGGAGCUUCAGUCUCCUCGAAAGCCAGCGAGAGUUCGUGCGGCGAUUCCGAGGACAGGCCAACUCCAAGCAGGCCUUGCCCGUGCUGACUUCCGCCUGCCCAGGCUGGAUCUGCUAUGCGGAGAAGACCCACGGGAGCCUCAUCAUCCCCCACCUGAGCACGGCCCGGUCCCCGCAGCAGGUCAUGGGCUCGCUGGUCAAGGACUUCUUUGCCCAGGAGCAGCGACUGAGCGCCGACAAGAUCUACCACGUGACGGUGAUGCCCUGCUAUGACAAGAAGCUGGAGGCCUCCAGGCCUGACUUCUUCAGCCAGGAGCACCAGACUCGUGACGUGGACUGUGUCAUCACGACGGGAGAAGUCUUCAAGUUGCUGCAUGAAGAAGGGGUCUCGCUGUCAGCACUGGAGCCAGCACCCCUGGACAGUCUGUGCAGCAGCACAUCUGCCCAGGAGCCCACCAGCCACCGGGGCGGGGGCUCAGGGGGCUACCUGGAGCACGUGUUCCGGCACGCAGCCUGGGAACUCUUUGGAGUCCACGUCACUGAGGUCACCUACAGACCCCUGAGGAACAAGGACUUCCAGGAAGUGACCCUGGAGCGGGAGGGCCGGGUCCUGCUGCACUUUGCCAUGGCCUAUGGUUUCCGCAACAUCCAGAACCUGGUGCAGAAGCUCAAGCGUGGCCGCUGCCCGUACCACUAUGUGGAGGUCAUGGCUUGCCCCGCAGGCUGCUUGAAUGGUGGAGGCCAGCUCAAGGCCCCCGACAUGGCUGGCAAGGAGCUUCUCCAGGACGUUGAGAGGCUGUACGGCAUGGUCAGGACAGAGGCGCCAGAGGACACACCUGGGGUCCGGGAGCUGUACAGGCGCUGGCUGCAGGGCGAGGGCUCGGAGCGGGCCGGCCGCCUGCUGCACACAAGCUACCACGCGGUGGAAAAGGCCAGCUCCAACCUCAGCAUCAAGUGGUAGGAAGCCUUGAAGAUCUGCCGGACCCACCA